AGGCUAAUCCCGCCUCCGCUCUGCUUCCGGGGGUCUCCAGCCGCCGGCGCUGCCGCCUCGCCACAGCGCCCAUGUUGCUGAUAACGAGCGUCUGUUCUGGAGGGAUGGCCUUCCACGGUCUUUCUUUUGUUCACUCCAUCUGCCGCCCUCCGUCUCUGCUCACUUCUAUCAAAGCCCUAACCGUAGCUUUUCCCACCAUUAAUCCCCGGCAUCGUCUCCUUCGCCGGUCACCUUUUGAUUCCGCUAUCAGGGCACUCGCCUCCGCCGCUGUCUCGACGGCAUCCCCGGUGUCGCAAGAAGGAAAAGUUUCUGCGAAGGCGCAAUGGAAGGCCGCCAUUGACUUCAAGUGGAUUAGGGACAAUAAGGAUGUUAUUGCUGCCAACAUAAUGAAUAGAAAUUCUAAUGCAAAUUUGAAUGUCGUUCUUGACCUGUACGAGAAGUUCCUCAAUCUUCAAAAGGAGGUUGAACGUCUUCGAGCUGAAAGAAAUAUUGUUGCUGAGAAAAUGAGAGGAAAGAUAGAAGCAUCUGUGCGUCAAGCCCUUGUACAAGAAGGCAAAAAUUUGAAAGAAAAACUUGCUUCCCUUGAAGAAGAUCUAGUGCACCUAACAGAUCAACUUCAACAAGAAGCACAAUGUAUACCGAAUAUAACCCAUCCAAAUGUUCCUAUUGGGGGAGAGGAAAGUUCUGUAAUAAGAAAGAUGGUAGGAAGUCCAAGGGAGUUUACCUUUAACAUCAAAGAUCAUCUUGAGCUAGGAAAGGAACUUGAUCUGUUUGAUUUUGAUGCAGCUGCUGAGGUCAGUGGUUCGAAGUUCUACUAUCUAAAGAAUGAAGCAGUCUUGUUGGAAAUGGCUCUCAUUAAUUGGGCAAUUGCAGAAGUCUCAAAACAAGGGUUCAAGCCUCUUAUUACUCCAGAGAUUGUAAGAUCAUCUGUUGUCGAGAAGUGUGGAUUUCAACCACGUGGGCAGAAUACACAGGUAUAUUCUAUUGAAAACAGUGACCAUUGUCUCAUUGGAACAGCAGAAAUUCCUGUUGGAGGCAUUCAUAUGGAUUCAAUUCUUCUUGAAGCAGAUUUGCCCUUGAAGUAUGUGGCCUACUCGCACUGUUUCCGCACUGAAGCUGGUGCUGCAGGCACAGCUUCAAGAGGCCUUUACAGAGUUCACCAGUUCAGUAAAGUUGAGAUGUUUAUAUUCUGUCGUCCAGAGGAUAGUAACCUAUACCAUGAAGAACUCAUCGCCAUCGAGGAAGAACUUUUCAGCUCUCUUGGACUUCAUUUCAAGACCCUGGAUAUGGCAACUGGUGACCUCGGUGCACCUGCAUAUCGCAAGUUUGAUGUGGAAGCAUGGAUGCCAGGAUUAGGUCGGUUUGGUGAGAUAUCGAGCGCAUCAAACUGCACAGAUUACCAAAGUCGGAGGCUGGGCAUCCGCUUCCGUCCAUCUGAUGCAUCGACAAUUUUGAAGAAAGGCAAGAGCGGCAACCAGACACCAACACAAUUUGUGCACACCCUGAAUGCAACGGCUUGUGCCAUUCCUCGCAUGAUUGUGUGUCUGCUGGAAAACUUUCAGGAGGAGGAUGGGUCUGUGGUGAUUCCGGAACCACUAAGACCAUACAUGGGAGGACUGAGUGUCAUCUCUCCGAAAGCAAAAAGAAUAUGAGAACUCUCAAGUUGAAUUCCUCGUUGAUAAUUUAUACAUUCAAAGUAGAAGAUUGAAAGGUUUGCAUCCUGACGAUUUUUGCAUUGGAAUCACAGAAAGCAGAACAAUUUGGCAGCGGAGGGGUAGCUCCAUGAUAAUAAGUUUUCUUCCCCAUAAUUUUUGUUCUUCAACAGCUGAUCCUAUAAUUCAAUGCUGCUUGUCGUUUAAGGCGAAGAAACGCCAUGUGAGGAAUUUAAUUCGAGCAUAAACACCAACUCCAUGUUAUUGAUUUAAGACAUGAAUUUUGUUUGGAUGGACAUGACAUUAUUUAAAACUUCUUUAAGCACAACAAA
Zingiber officinale is the source of this 1984-nucleotide messenger RNA. RefSeq names its product serine--tRNA ligase, chloroplastic/mitochondrial-like. The record is from RefSeq and is a predicted model, not a curated record. Gene Ontology annotation, cellular component: mitochondrion. Gene Ontology annotation, biological process: mitochondrial seryl-tRNA aminoacylation. NCBI's taxonomy places the organism in Eukaryota, Viridiplantae, Streptophyta, Magnoliopsida, Zingiberales, Zingiberaceae. Bases 72 to 1652 code for a protein of 526 amino acids. Gene Ontology annotation, molecular function: tRNA binding; ATP binding; serine-tRNA ligase activity. The transcript is spliced from 10 exons.